Molecule: messenger RNA, 2554 nt
Organism: Hippocampus comes (tiger tail seahorse)
Lineage: Eukaryota; Metazoa; Chordata; Actinopteri; Syngnathiformes; Syngnathidae
Gene: npr3
Product: natriuretic peptide receptor 3
Exons: 8
Coding region: 409-1914 (501 amino acids)
Biological process (GO): signal transduction
Cellular component (GO): membrane
Molecular function (GO): natriuretic peptide receptor activity; peptide hormone binding
Source: RefSeq, a predicted model, not a curated record
GGUUUUGCCAGGUUGACUGGGCACUACUGCCUUGUAGCUUUAAGAAGGAGGUGGGGAGCGUUCCAAUGACGCACGACGGAGCCCAAGACGAUGCUUCAAAACUCCAGGCCACAGUCAGCGUGAGUGCAUGGUGACCACUGUCUGAGUAAUCGGGCAAGGAAAGAGUGGAGAGAAGAUCAUUUGAAAACAGGUUGAAGAGUUCUCGAUGGACAUCUAAAUUCAAAAUAAAACACGCACUUUGGAAGAUUUUUUUGAAGAGUAAAUUAUAACUGAACUACUGUAUUUCGUCACCGUGGUUCUUUUAGUUUGCGUCUGCAAGUGCACUGGCAACUGGAGCCUUGAGGGGAAAGCGGUUGAGCCAACAAUUUUUGUUUCACAGACUUGCGACUUGAAGGCAUACGUCGCAGCAUGUCACUUUUCAGCACGCUGGGGGUGUACUUUUUUCUCUUCUCUCACCAAGCUCUGACCAAUACCAUGAGCGAUGAAAUAGAUGUGGUGGUAUUUUUGCCCAAAAAUGACACUUAUCUUUUUUCAUACGCGAGGGUCGCCCCGGCGAUUCGUUAUGCUCAGUUGAAGCUGAAGACUGCCGGAGCCCCCUACUCCGACUUCCAUUUCAACAUCCACUUUGAGAAUUCCAAUUGUGUCAAUGAUGCGCUCUUCCACUUGGUGGACAGGGCGUGUGUGAAGAAGCCCGAUCUGAUUUUGGGUCCAGUAUGCGAGUACGAAGCGGCAGCCGUGGUGAGACUGGCGUCACACUGGAAUAUUCCGGUGAUCUCAGCAGGUGCCUUGGCCGCAGGUUUUAGCAACAAAAACACCGAAUUCUCCCACCUCACGCGCAUCGCACCAUCCUAUGUAAAGAUGGCAGAAACCUUCAGCGCAAUUUUCAAGCACUUUUCAUGGAAGACCGCCUUCCUGAUCUAUGAAGACGACAAGGAGGAGCGGAACUGUUACUUCACUGUGGAGGGGAUAUAUCAUCUGAUGACUGACCUAACCAUUAAAACGUAUCCUUUUUCCCAUGAUGACCCGCUGGACACUGACGACAUCAUCCAAAGCAUAUAUGACACUCAAGUGGUGAUCUUGUGUAUGGAAGCCAGAAAAAUUCGAGAAAUUAUGCUUGCUGCACACAGGCGUCGACUGACCAAUGGCACUCACAUGUUCUUCAAUAUUGAACUUUUCAAUGCAUCCUCUUAUGGCAAUGGGUCAUGGAGGAGAGGAGACAAAUUUGACAACGAAGCAAGGCAAGCCUAUGCAUAUUUGAACACUGUGACGCUGCUUCGGACGGUCAAACCGGAGUUUGAAAACUUCUCAAUGGAAAUUAAAACGGCCAGUGAAAGUAUGGGACUGAACAACUGCCAAGACUGCGGAAGUGUCAACAUGUUUGUUGAGGGAUUCCAUGAUGCGUUGCUGCUUUAUGCUGUUGCUUUGAAGGAAGCCAUGAAAAGUGGAUACAAUAAGAAAAAUGGAUCCGAAAUCACAUCAAAAAUGUGGAACAGAACUUUUGAAGGAAUUGCUGGGCAGGUAUCAAUGGACGUCAAUGGUGACAGAAAUGGAGAUUUCUCUUUGAUGGCAAUGACCGAUGUUAAUGCAGGAACAUAUGAGGUUGUGGCUAAUUACUUUGGUGUGAAUGGAAGCUUUCAGCCACUGUCAGCCUUCAAGUAUGACCACUUCACUCUGCAAGGAAUACAGAGAACACAUGCAGAGAUCUCAGAUGCAUCAUGUGGGCUCGGAGUGUCAGCUUUGACUGGAGUCAUAGUGGGAGCUGUUCUGGGAACUGCAAUGCUUACAGCAUUCUAUUUUUUCAGAAAAAAUUACAGGAUUACCAUCGAGCGUCGAGCCCACAGUGAAGAGUCUACCAGCAGGAAGCACCGCCAGUUACGAGAGGACUCCAUCAGAUCAAACUUGUCCACUGCUUAGUCAGCAGCAGCAGCAAAACUCUUGGGACAAACUUACAUCUGUGUGGUUGGAGAUUAUUAUGGCUGUCAGUGAGGAAAUGUUUUUAGUAUUAGAUAAUGUUGUGUUUUUAACUGUUAACUGUUUCAAAUGUUUCACUUUCAAAUGUAUUAUGACUCAGGACAACUGUAACUGUCUCAAAGCACCACUUGGAUUUUCUUUUUUACAGGUAAAGAGUUGCGUGUCCAUUUUAUUGUGGAGAAUUUUAUAAAGAAUUGCUUUUUGUAAUACAUACACUAUCCACAUUUUGUGGCUGUAAAGAAUUGAUUGCAUACAAUCAUACUAAAACAUUUGCAAGAAAAAGUAUGCGAACCCUUUGGAAUUCCCUAAUUCUGCCUAAAUUGGUCAUGAAAUGUGUUGUGAUCUUCAUCUAAGUCACAACAAUAGAUAAACACAGUCUGCAUGAACUAAUACCUCACAAACAAUAUGUUUUCAUGUCUUUUUAUUGAACACACCAUAUAAACGUUUCACCGUGCGUGGUGGAAAAAGUAUGUGAACCCUUCGGCUAAUGAACUAAUUGGAGUCAGAAGUCAGCAACCUGGAGUCCAAUAAAUGAGACAAGAUUGAAGGUGUUGGGUAAAGCUGCCCCGUCCUAUAAAAAAAA